ACCGUGGACCCCGCCUGAGACCCUCGGGGCUGCCUGGUUGCCGAGGCGACCGUUGGGCUUCCCAAUCGCCGCGGCUGCAGCAAUGGAGAGUCCUGGAGGCAGCUGAAACACCGCGUUGGAGCAACUGUCCCGACAAUGUCACACGAAGGCUCGAGGCAGGCUCGAGACCGUGGGGUGACCCGCUCCAAGGCUGAAAAGGCCCGGCCGCCCACCCAGCCGGUGCCGCAGGUGGACAUCGUGCCUGGGCGGCUCAAUGAGGCAGAAUGGAUUGCGUUUAUGUCCCUGGAGGAGGGCGAGGACGUGGUAGGUGACAUCUUGGCGGACCUUCUGACUCGAGUCAUGGAGUGUGCCUUCAAAGUCUACCUGAACCAGCAGCGCGUCCCAUUCACCAUUAGCCAGGCCCGAGAGGCCAUGCUGCAGAUCAUUGAGUGGCGUUUCCUGGCCAGGGAUGAGGGAGAAUCUGCAGUGGCCGAGGACCCCACGUGGGGCGAGGACGAGGAGCCCCUGGCAUGCACCACGGAUGCCUGGGCCCAGGGCUCCGUGCCUGUACUUCACGCACCGGCACCCGUUGGUGUAGAGGAGCACUUCCAAGGCGAAGAACCUGGGAACCCGGACCAGUUCAUUUUAGGUUCAUCAUGGUUGGACAGAGACUCCCAGGAGCCAACAGCAUCUCCAGAGCCUUCGGCCGAGACAAGAGUCACCUCAGGACUCACGCCCACCUUGGAAGCGUUUCAGGAAGCUGAGCCCGGGGAAACCUUGGACGAACUCGAUGGCCGGGAAGAAAGCCACAUCUUGGCCACGUCUUUAAAGGAACCUAGCAACAUCUUGACCGUGGCGUCGAAGGAGUCUUUACGACCUUCGCUGGAAGCGGUGCGCGCCCACAGUCCCCAACCUUCCCUGAAUCUGCCCCAAGUAGUCAGCCUCCAGGCCUCUGAGGAGAAGGUAUCACCAUCCCUCAUCUCUCAUCUGUCCCUCGAGGAUCUUUACAGAUGCGUGUCUCAGCCAGACGCGGCAGGGGACCGGCUGAAACGCGAAAGCAAGGGCACAUCCCGCGCCUCCUCGGACGGGUCUGUGCCCCUCCUCAAUGCGGUCACCCUAGAAAACCUCUCCUCGUCGCCGCAGCCUGAAGGCUUGGAUACGCCGCGUAGCCGCAAGACGCCCAUGAUGCGCCUGGAUCCCGCGCGGUUGCCCCGUCACUGGGUGCGCCCAGUGGCUGAGGUCCUGACCCCAGAGAUCGAAGCGCGCCCUUUGGAAAUAUACCGCGGGCGACCGCGGGGUGAAAAGAGCCAACCUGUGGCCCGAACCCCAACAAGCCUGUCCCAAGCCCUCGACUCGCGCGCACACCCCAAACUCAUCUCUACCUCAAGGUUACCUCUCCAAUACUAUGCUCCAUUCCGUGCUUUGGACCCGGAUCCCAUUUUAAACUUGGCCCAAUCCUCACCAACCUUCGCAUCUAAAUUGCCAUUCCUCAGCUCCGGGUUCCGCUUCCUCGCCGGAAACCCAGUCCCUCCCGAAGUCUCCCGCAGCCCCAGUCCCAAAUUAUGGCCUCGAGCUAAGUGGCCCAGUGGCUGGGAGAGGGAGGCUGAGCAGCUAGGCGAGCUGUGGGCGGGUCGUACUCGCGUGCCUCCACAGGGCCAGGAACCUGUGGCUGAUGACGCCUCGGAGGACUCUGGAUGGCCCCUAGCGGCGCCUCAGGUCCUCGAGGCCACGUCCCAGGUUCUGUGGAAGCCCAUGAUUCUUUCAGAAACCAUGAAGCUGGUUCCUGGCGUGAGUAUGUGGAACCGGGGCACCCAGGAGCUGCUCAACCCUGCUGCCACCCAGGAGGAGGCUGAAGGAGGCACCUCCCAUGCGGCUGAGCAGCAACCCAUCCCGACUGGUGUGUCCAAGCCCCAAGUGAUUAUGACACAGCUAAUAAGGAAGGAAACUCCCAAAGCCUGGCAGCUCCCAGCCAAGCCUGUGCCCCACUCUGGGUCCUGAGCCUCCACACUGGGAAUUGAACCCUGCCCAAAAUAAACAUGCUUUUGCCGCAGGAA
This is a messenger RNA of Mesocricetus auratus (golden hamster), 2033 nucleotides long. It is a transcript of the gene CUNH2orf81, whose product is annotated as chromosome unknown C2orf81 homolog. The coding region runs from base 136 to 1977 and encodes 613 amino acids. NCBI's taxonomy places the organism in Eukaryota, Metazoa, Chordata, Mammalia, Rodentia, Cricetidae. The transcript has 4 exons. The record is from RefSeq and is a predicted model, not a curated record.